UCUGACGCAGCUCGUCUGUCUGUUCUGAUGCUCUCUUCCUGAAUUUUCCUGAGAGGUCGUAAUGAUUCAUAUUGCUUGUGUAUGUUGAAUUCAGGCCGAACAAAAUGUGAAUAUAUGAUAGGUUUUGGUGUGUUUAAGUAUGAUUGUUUUUGUUACAAAAAGCCCCGGCUAACGUAAACAUUAGCUGGCCAUUCCACUUGGAUACGUUGAUGUGGGCUAGCUUAGUGCCUCAGCAUGAACUGCUACCUGCUUUGUUGUACCGUCACACAGUUUAUUCAGUGGAAUCUCGUAUUUUGCUCCACGUUGUUACCACCAAGGGCUUCGAAGUGAUAUAGCCAGUUCCUACAACAUAAAGUAAAGAGAUGGAGUGUCAGAGUUCAGACCUUACCUGUCCCAUAUGCUUGGAUUGCUUUCAAGUUCCUGUUGCAAUUAACUGUGGGCACACGUUCUGUCAAAAGUGCAUCACAGCUUAUUGGGACACAACGUCUAACAUUGGACCUUGCUGCCCCACCUGCAAUCAUAAGUUUGACAUCAGACCUAUUCUUAAGUGUAAUGUGGCCUUGUCAAGUAUCGCUGAAGCUGUAAACAGCACCAGGACAUCAUACGGUGAUGGUGGGAGUGAAGAUGUUGAAUCCGUGCCCUGUGAUCGCCAUAAAAAGCCACUUGUUUACUACUGCACACGGGACAAAAUUUCAGUGUGCUGCGAGUGCGCCAUCUCGCAGUGUGAGAGCCAUCACAAGGUUCUGUUGGAGGUAGAAAGCAAGAGACAAAAGCUGUUACUGGAAAAGAAGAAUGAAGAGAUGGCAAAACUCAUUGAAGAAACGGAGGAAAGUAUUAACAACCUGACUGAAAAUAUGGACAAAGCUAAGGAGACAUUUCAGCAGACAUCCAGUCGGGUAACGGCCAAGUUUUCUACUUUGCUAAAAGUCCUGGUUGACCGACAGGAGGCCAUCGAGCUCUUCAUCGAGAAGCAAAAAGAGGCGUCCAUCUCUGAGGCACAGGCGAGGCUCUCUGAACUGGAGGAAAGCGCUCAGAAGCUGAGAGCGGGUCAGGCCCACAUAGUGUAUAUCCACAACCGCUCUGAUAUUGAACUUAUCAAGGAAUCAACGCUCAUAGAAGUUCCUUGCCUCAAGAAAACCUCCACAGACAUAACGCCCAUCCUGCAGGAUCGAAUAAGUGGCAUCAUGGAAGUCCUGACUCGAGUCUCCAAGCUGGUGAUUGAGGACCUUGAUAGAGCUGUCUGCACUGCUGUGGGUCACGACAAAGACGGUUCUCCUCAGGAGAAGAGGCCUAUUCUUGCUGUGGGUCCCAGUCCAGCUGCUGCAUGCCGUCCUGGUGGAAAGGAGGGCCUCAGUGCUCACAGAUGCUCGUUGACCUUUGACCCCCACACAGCCAAUGGCAACCUGCUUUUGUCCCAAGAGAACCGAAAGGCAGAGCACUUGACUUCAAGCACUUCCACUUCCACUGUCUUCGACCACGAGUCCCGCUUUGAUCAUGCCUGGCAGGUGCUGUGCAUCCAAGGCUUCCGACAUGGCCAACACUACUGGGAGAUGGAGGUGUCCAAACCGUGGGCUUACCUGGGGGUCACCUACAUCACCAUCCCCAGGAAGGAGAAGGGCAAGAGGUGCAUGCUGGGUAUGAACGAUCUGUCCUGGAGCCUGCAGCUGGACGAGGAAAAACUCAGCGCAUGGCACAAUGGUCGCAAGGAGACCCUGGCCGGACGGUCUAAGCACAGCCGCGUCGGCAUGCUGCUGGACUGCGAGGCGGGGACGCUCACCUUCUACGGCGACGGACACGUCAGGCUGCACGCCUUCCACUGCACUUUCACCCAGGAGCUCUUCCCCGCCUGCUGGAUAGGCGAAGGCGUCAGCAUCACUCUGUGCUCCACAUGAGAUUCUGAAGUCGCCGCAACUUUUUUUGCCUUCUUCUUUAAUCUGCUUGUUUUCAAACAGAUUAUUCCAGUCAUGGUGGUGGAGGACCUGAAGUUGGGUCUAUCCAAACAAAAGGCAGAUGACACUUUGGACUGAUCGUCUGUCGAUUAAAGGAAGUGAGUGUGAAUUGAUCCCGCUAACAAACGGCCAUGUUACAAAAGUAGUGUUAGGAUUCCUGCACUACUUCAGCCCGAAGUGUCGGUGUACAUCUCUACUUGUAUUAUCUGUUACAAUACAUGCUCUUUCAAGACUUCCUUUUCUUAAAAGCAUUUUGUAAAAUCUACUGUUAUUCUCUUUAAUGUGGAGAUGGAACCUUAAAGCAAACCAAGGGAAGGCGUUGUGUCACGUUUACUGAUCGUACCCUUUUUUUAGACUUGAAUCUCCUGUUUGAGACAAAUGUCACUCAACAAUCUUUAGGUCAUUAUUGUAAUUGUCCUGUUCAGCUGUUGGUCAUGUUAAGCUUUUGGGAUUUUACAUACAAUACUCGCAAAAAACUUCGAGAUAUUGGGAUAAAUAAAUUUACAACAGAUGUGUGAAUGUAUCAAUAUAUUUUCUCUCUUUCAGUUGUAACUUGUUUAUGACAUUCUAAACUCAGCCGCCACUUGCCUCUGACAAACUUCUGUUUGAAGCCGCUCAGCUGGCAAGAUACCAUUGAUCAAUUGUUAGGCGUUGUCUCAGUCUCUUGGCGUCAAAAUGUGUCAAAGUUAACGCGGUAACCAGGGGCGCCAAAAAGGGGGGGUAAAGGAGACGGAUUCUAGGGGCCCAUGAUGGAGGGGGGUCCAGAGAGGCCCCUAAUGAUGAUGAAAUUAUAAUACAGGGGGCCGUGUAAAGAUUCUUUUCAUGGGGCCCAAAAUCCCUAGCGGCGCCCCUGGCGGUAACUCACACGAUUAAUCUGCAAAAAAUUAUUGCAUUAAUCAUGUAUGAACAAAGAUUAAUCGUGCAAUUUAUUUUGACUGUACAUGCUCCUUUACAUUUACUGUGGAUGAUUACCUGAGAGUUGUUAUAUCUGGAAAGUAUUCACAGCAAUUCACUUUUUCCACCUUUUGUUACGUUACAGCCUUAUUCCAAAAUGGAAUUAAUUAAUUUUUGUCCUCAAAAUUCUACACACAAUAUGCAAUAAUGACAAUGUGAAAAAAAGUUUUUAAAUUUUUUUUAGCAAAUAUAUUUAAAUUAAAAAUAAAUCACAUGUACAUAAGUAUUCACCGCCUUUGCCACUAAGCUCAAAAGUGAACUCAGGUGCAUCUUGUUUCAACUGAUCCUCCAUGAGAUGUCCCUACAGCUUAAUUGGAGUCCACUUGUGGUAAAUUGAGUAGUUGGACAUCAUUUGUAAAGGCACCUUUCCUUCUAUAUAAGUGAAGAAAAUGUGAAGCGCAGUGAAUACUUUCCGGAUGCACAGUAUGAGGUGACUCAGACAGGUGUGCUUUUUGGCAAAUUUCACUUCAAAAUAAAGCCAGACUGUACUUUGAAUAACACCACUACCAAAGGUUGAGCAAAUAAAUGACAUACAUUCAUGUAAAACAUUCUAAAAAAAUGUUCCUGUAUGACAUUCUGACAAUAAAAUUGCAUU
This is a messenger RNA of Entelurus aequoreus (snake pipefish), 3498 nucleotides long. RefSeq names its product tripartite motif containing 65 (gene trim65). Bases 363 to 1892 code for a protein of 509 amino acids. The record is from RefSeq and is a predicted model, not a curated record. The transcript has 8 exons. Gene Ontology annotation, molecular function: protein binding. NCBI's taxonomy places the organism in Eukaryota, Metazoa, Chordata, Actinopteri, Syngnathiformes, Syngnathidae.